AUGGCAGCCAAGCUACCUUCAUAUAUCCUUAAUACAGGUGACAUUUUCAUCAUCUGUCACCCCUGGCAAGGAAAGAUGAUCCCUAACAUCUCUCUGGCAUCUGAAGCCCUAGCCCAACAGUCACGGACUGUACAAAUCACCCUGAUCCACGACUCGCCAGGAGUGGGCCGCAACCUGAUGGACCACAUCGCUGUAGGAGGGAUCAUCUUCCUGGUGGACUACCCGGUGUCUCUGGUGCUGCAGAGAGUGAUGAACAUCAACUCUGCCCUGCGCUACGCCAUCACGGGGGACGGCCCUCUCACCAGCUCCGUGGGCCUGGAGACUGUGGCGUUCAUCACGACCAAGUACGGCAACGUGACCGACGACUGGCCAGACAUGGAGUUCAUGUUGACGUCCACCAGCACCAUCAGUGACGGAGGGACUGUGGCCAAGCGCGCCCACGGGCUCAGGCAGGAGUACUUCGACGAGUACCUGGGGGACAUCGUCAACAAGGACGCGUUCGGGGUGUUCCCCAUGAUAUUACGGCCUAAGAGUCGCGGAUACAUCAUGCUGAGGAGUAACGACCCAAUGCAGUACCCUCUACUGUACCACAACUACCUGACAGACCCUGACGACGUGAGAGUGUUGCGGGAGGGAGUCAAGGCCGGGUUGGCCAUCGGAGAGACGGCGGCGAUGAAGAGGUUCGGAGCGAGGUUCCACCGCAGGCCUGUCCCAGGGUGUAAGCAGCUCCAACACUAA
Messenger RNA from Macrosteles quadrilineatus (aster leafhopper), 738 nucleotides. Its product is annotated as glucose dehydrogenase [FAD, quinone]-like. NCBI's taxonomy places the organism in Eukaryota, Metazoa, Arthropoda, Insecta, Hemiptera, Cicadellidae. The transcript has 2 exons. The record is from RefSeq and is a predicted model, not a curated record. Gene Ontology annotation, molecular function: oxidoreductase activity, acting on CH-OH group of donors; flavin adenine dinucleotide binding. Bases 1 to 738 code for a protein of 245 amino acids.